Molecule: messenger RNA, 1384 nt
Organism: Vanessa atalanta (red admiral)
Lineage: Eukaryota; Metazoa; Arthropoda; Insecta; Lepidoptera; Nymphalidae
Product: cytochrome b-c1 complex subunit 2, mitochondrial-like
Exons: 8
Coding region: 1-1377 (458 amino acids)
Cellular component (GO): mitochondrion
Molecular function (GO): metal ion binding
Source: RefSeq, a predicted model, not a curated record
AUGAAGAAAUUACUCUCAAUAUCUUUAAUCCAUAUAAAGAAGCUAUCAACAAGCAAGCAUGAUCGAUCGGUCUGCUGGCCUAAAUGCAGUUAUGGGCCUAUGGAAGUACAAAGAUCAGAAAUGUUAAACGGUAUAAAAAUUGUCGCUGCAAACACUUCCGGAGCGAUGAUGGCAGCGUGUACUAUUAUGUUCCAGGCUGGUUCUCGAUACGAGAGCUCCAACUUCCUUGGAGCUUCACAUUUCCUCCGCGCAGCCUCAUCAGGAUCCGGAUGUGGUUUCACUGCCUUCUCUAAGCUACGAGUUCUACAACAACAUGGCGCCUACUUGACUUGUUCUUCUGACAGACAAUCCAUUUCAUAUACAUUACAAUGUCCGCUAAUAUAUUUUUCAAAACUAAAGUAUUAUCUUCUGGAUACUGCUGCGAGAUGUUGUUAUCAUGACUGGGAAAUAUCUGAUCGGAAAUCAUUAGUGAGGGACGAUCUUGCUAGAAUAGAUCCAGAACAACGAGUUCUAGAUUUGGUUCAAAAGGCGCUUUGGGCUGGUCCACUAGCGAACUCAGUUUUCUGUGAGGACGAGAGAAUUGAUCAAAUGUCUGGAGACAUAUUGAAUGAUUACGUAAUGUGUAACUUUAAAUCCAGUAACUGUUGUGUUGCGAGUGUUGGAGUGCCUUUUGAUGAAACUAUGAAGCUAGCGGAACAGAUAGAUACCAAAAGGGAAAAAUCAAAAUUAAAAGAUUGUCCCCCAUCGAAACCUCGUGCAGGUUUUGAGUACUAUGACCUGGGUUCUGGCAGCGAUACGUGGAUAGCGGUGGCCGUACCAAGUUGUGGAACUGAUGAUUUGAACAAUCUCUUCAAACACGCAAUCGUUGCGGCCGCUUGCGGUGUGGACAACAUGCAACAGGGGCAACACGAGCUGGAUCGAGUCCCCCAACCACCACUCGGUUUAAUGACUGGGGAUGAUAUUUUCACCAACUUUAGAGCUUUCAACAUAUCAUAUGCGGACACUGGAAUAUUUGGUAUUGUAGCAAAAACUAAAUCAGUCACGGCCAACAGGAAUGCAUUCGCUGUGUCGGAAUUCCUUGCGAACGUGGGUGAUAUAAACUUUACACAGAUCCAAGAUGGGAAGAAGAGACUACAACUCAGCCUUGCGCUUCAUGAAGAGGACUGUGUGAAGGUGUCAGAAGGUCUUGCUUUACAGUUAGCCAACAACGUUCAGAUAGAUAGUGUAUAUGAUUAUUUUAGUAUGAUUGACAUGAUUAGUCUUGACGAAAUUAAAGCUACAGCAACAUCUUUGUCGAUGAAUUGUAAGCAAAUGGCAGUCGCAAUAGUGGGUGACCUUGGUGUUGUUCCAACUGAUCAAGAAAUCUUAAAACGAUAAAAUUUCA